UUGGUCUUCUUCUUCUUCUCCAUCGUCCAUCAAUUUCCUCAGGCUCCAAAGAUUCUCCUCUCUUCCGCCAUCUGCAGAAUUAGAUUGAUAAGCUUCUUGAUUAUGUGAUUAUCGUCAGAAUCGUGAUUAUGUGAUUAGAUUCUCCUCUCUUCCGCCUUUAUGAUUGGAAUCGUGCUUCCCUCGUGAUUCCGAGCUUCAUAGUGUCUUCACGAUUCAUCAAAGUAGUGAGUUUGUUUGAGUGGGAGAAAACGAUGUGGACCAAUGUUUUCACAAUUGGGGGUCUACAUAAUGUUUCUUGGUUUCAGUUUCUUCCAAGUGAAGCUGAGCUCAAUCCUAGCUCUGAUACAAGAGGUGAGCAGAAUGAUGUUGCGACAUAUCUUGUGCUUUCAUCUCAUCUUCGGUUGCAGAAGGAAGGCUUUCUUACCACAUGGACUAAUCACUGAUAAAGCUCAGGCUGUAGAGAGAGAGAGAGUGAAGACAGAUUAUAUGCCCCUGAUACUUGUAAGAUUGGAAGAGUUAGAUCUCAUUGAUAGAGAUGAUGAACAGAAGUUCUUAUCAAGUGCUGAUUUUCUUGUGACCAAUGCAAUGCCGAGUUUGAUUACAAAUAUGCAAAGUGCUGUCAGUGAAGUUCUUAAAGGAAUGCAGUUAAAGGAUGUAAUCACCACAAGAGUUCUACAAGAAACCUUGUCACGGAUUGUGGAAGAGUUCAUGUGCACUGGAAGUCCACAUCACUGGGUUGAUUAUCUAAUGAUGCCUCAAGACACAAAGCUUUCAAGAAACACAAGUGUUGGCUCUUCUGAUGAAACUGUGAGCAAGUUUCAUCAACUUAUGGUCGAACUCUUUUGAUAGCAUUUAUAAUAUAUGACACAUUUUCUCUUUUUAUUGUUAAGGAUUCAUAAUGGGUAAUACCA
Molecule: messenger RNA, 911 nt
Organism: Raphanus sativus (radish)
Lineage: Eukaryota; Viridiplantae; Streptophyta; Magnoliopsida; Brassicales; Brassicaceae
Product: peroxisome biogenesis protein 3-2-like
Exons: 6
Coding region: 262-846 (194 amino acids)
Biological process (GO): protein import into peroxisome membrane
Cellular component (GO): peroxisomal membrane
Molecular function (GO): protein-macromolecule adaptor activity
Source: RefSeq, a predicted model, not a curated record